Molecule: messenger RNA, 1101 nt
Organism: Ipomoea triloba (trilobed morning glory)
Lineage: Eukaryota; Viridiplantae; Streptophyta; Magnoliopsida; Solanales; Convolvulaceae
Exons: 6
Coding region: 1-1101 (366 amino acids)
Source: RefSeq, a predicted model, not a curated record
AUGUCUCGUGCAAAGACUGCAGCUUCUUUGAAAAUCGUAAUAUGCAACGAUUUUGAUGAAUCGACAUGCACAAAUCUUACAGAAAAUGUUGUUUACGAUGAAAUCAUCAACAUGGAGGGACUAGUGUUGAUACCUGAUGUUACUACUGAGUUACCACGAUGGCGGUGCAAAGUUGUAGUGGUACAAAAACUUAAUACACAAGAAUCAAGGAGAACACCANGAACGUUUGCUGUAAACCAAGGGGUUCAACUUGAAUUACAACUUCGGCAAGGGAAAUUCCCCAUUAUACUUGCUGAAGGAUUGAACGUUAAUGCAUUCCAAGGGUUGUCACUGAGUACACUAUAUAACACAUCAAUUGAAGUUGAUCCUGUUGGCCACGUUGCAAAAGUCCUUAAUGAUUGGAAGGACAAAAACUCUGAACUCAUCUACAAGGAAAUUGUAGAUAAGACUUACCUUGAUUCAUUGCUUACAUUGGCAGACCCUAUAAGGCAACGAAAAACAUGCCUUUCAUCUCUUGAAACUGAAUUUGAACAAAAACCAAUUGCAUGGGUGAGAGGCAAAAUUAGAUUGCUUAAGCGUGAUGGUUUCGACUACUACGUUGGUUGCAAUUACUGCAACAAAAUAGUCCACUCAAUUGAAGGCUUACAACUCCACUGCAUGAACUGUGGACAAACUGAUGGCAUCACUGUCAGAAGGUAUAAGGUAGACAUAGAAAUAUUUGAUAACGUUGGAAGUGUACGCGCAACAAUGUUUAAUCAUGAGGUGCACCACCUAUUGUUACUGACGUCGUCCAACAUACCUACCUGUGAAAAUGAUGGUGCUAUGCUCCAACAAACACUUGAUAAUCUUGGGCUUAUGUUUGCUCUCAAGAAAAACACCAUAUUCAGUGAACAAAGAACAAAGUAUACAGUAGCGUGUCUGUGCAACGAUGUUCAGCUAGACUUAGGUGAAUCAAAUGAUGGUUUGUUUAGGCAAUCGUUGAUGCUAGGAAAUCCCACGAAAAGAAGGCUUGAUUUUAGCCAAUUAUCGGGAGAUAGUGUAGACGAUUCGCAAGCAAGCAGUCCACCAAAUGAUAAAGGGAAAAAGCCUAAAAUUGGUUGA